Colletotrichum costaricense is the source of this 360-nucleotide messenger RNA. RefSeq lists its product as uncharacterized. The transcript has a single exon. NCBI's taxonomy places the organism in Eukaryota, Fungi, Ascomycota, Sordariomycetes, Glomerellales, Glomerellaceae. The record is from RefSeq and is a predicted model, not a curated record. Bases 1 to 360 code for a protein of 119 amino acids.
AUGCAAUGGCCCGGGAAAUGCGGGUCUGCAGCUUCAGGAAAGAGCCAGGAGGGGCGAGCUACAGGGCGGGGUACCCCUCUUUCGCACCUGCCUCCCCCCCAGCUCAGCUUCGUCACACCUCACCUCACCAGCAGACGGCAAGAGCAACAGGCCACAAGGGCGGGUGUCUCCUGCUCUCUUGAGUCUCGACCUUGGGUGCUGUGUGGCCGUCCCAUGUGCCUCUCUCCUGUCAUUGCCAUACCAACUGUGCCAACCCAACCCCAACCACAACCAAUACGCUCAUCCAUCCGACCACCUUAUUCCAGACGCGAACGUGCCUUGCUGUUCCAGUUCAACCCCUCUUCCAAGUUCAAGGUGUGA